CAUAAUGCUACUUUUCAUUUUUGCUGCCAUAUCGGCAGUCAUUCUGUCGCCCGCCUACGCUAAAAAACCUGUAGAUUUCCAAACUAUGCAAAUCAACUACGCUCCUGACCACGCCCUGGACAUAAAGGAGGGAGAAACCCAGAUUUUCAGGGCUCCACUCUGCAAAGGAGGUCUGCUGAACGGCUGGUCCUUCAAAGCGAAGGUAUACAUGAUGAACGAACCUUGGGAUUCUGCCGAGAUAGGAGAUGCUAACUGGCUCCACAUCCAAGUCUCCAAUGGGCCGAGCUUUACAACGAUUGUCCGAGAUAACGCACAGGAAGCUAAAAAAGCCGGUUAUGACCCGAAACCUGCUACUUCUCCGUUUACUUACGACAGUGCAACGUGGGGUUCGGACGACAUCUACAUACAGAUUACAGCAAGCCACGGUACCCCGACCUUCCAAUACGGUUUGGAGCUGGCAGCCAACGAGCCUAGUGAUGAUCUCAUGAUCCCCGACGGCAUGGACAGUGCGGAGACAGUCUCGGCGAGCGCUGCUACUAGAGGGUGUGGUAUUCAGACCCUGGAACAGGUUGCCAUCCCCCUCACCGCCCAACUUACCUCAGGAGACACCGGUCAGUACAAGAUCCCCUUCUGUUUCGAGGACACCUACGACCAGAGAUCCCUGACCCUGACCACCCUGGUCCCUGAAACAGUGAACGAGGCUCCAGGUGGUGUUGCGUCCUUCCUCUGCACUGACACCAUGAUGAGCAAUGGUAUCUGCUACAGAGCUGUGGUCACAAACCGUGGUACGAAGUUCUACGACUCCUCCGGUGCUAAAGUGAACGCAGUUAUUCCAACCAUCCCUAAAGAAGAGUACGGACCUGUCUACCUGCUUGUCCUUGCUCAGGGUAACUAUCACGACAAGGUUGAGUUCACCAUCACAACCAAGCUGAGAAAUCCAUCUGUAGACGAACUCAAACUUACCGGCCACUCCGAGAAGGACCUACACAGUGUGCUGACCUACCUGAAGAGCAGCUACGAGAACAAACCUGCUCCUCUUGAUCACGCAUUUCAGCAUGAAGAAAUGAAAGAGGAGCUGUAAAAGGAGAAGAAGCUGAAAAAGGAACAAUUGAAGGAGCUCAAACAGGAGCUGUAAAUCAUUUGUUAUUAUGUGUUUUAUAUAUGUUGUAUAUUACUAUUAAGCUAUUAGAUGCCAAGACAGUUUAGCGCUUUUGGUUAAACUUAUAAGUUCUGCCUGUCACUAGGCGGCACUCUGCCUGUCACUAGGCGGCACUCUGCCUGUCACUAGGCGGCACUCUGCCUGUCACUAGGCGGCACUCUGCCUGUCACUAGGCGGCACUCUGCCUGUCACUAGGCGGCACUCUGCCUGUCACUAGGCGGCACUCUGCCUGUCACUAGGCGGCACUCUGCCUGUCACUAGGCGGCACUCUGCCUGUCACUAGGCGGCACUCUGCCUGUUACUAGGCGGUACUCUGCCUGUCACUAGGCGGUACUCUGCCUGUCACUAGGCGGUACUCUGCCUGUCACUAGGCGGUACUCUGCCUGUCACUAGGCGGUACUCUGCCUGUCACUAGGCGGUACUCUGCCUGUCACUAGGCGGCACUCUGCCUGUCACUAGGCGGCACUCUGCCUGUCACUAGGCGGUACUCUGCCUGUCACUAGGCGGUACUCUGCCUGUCACUUGGCGGCACUCUGCCUGUCACUAGGCGGUACUCUGCCUGUCACUUGGCGGUACUCUGCCUGUCACUAGUCGGUACUCUGCCUGUCACUAGGCGGUACUCUGCCUGUCACUAGGCGGUACUCUGCCUGUCACUAGGCGGUACUCUGCCUGUCACUCCGCCAUAUCUUGGAUCGUUUAUAACACUUAAGCCUGAGGUCCCCGCAGGUAAAUAGAUACGGAUCCUGGUGGUUAGAUGAGCUUUGUUAGGUCUGGCUAGGGUUUUAAUUGUCUUCAAAUAACGUCCUAUGAUAAGGUAGUUGCUGUCAACAAAAUAUGCCUCACCUCCCCACCAGAAUCCACAUCUAUAAGUAAUAUUUAUAUUGUCUGUCAUAUUACUAUAUUGAGACUUUUACUUUUUUCUUUACCCAGGGACUUUCUUUUCUUUUUUAUUAAUAAGUUAAUAUUUCACGCUUUUAUAGGUGUAAUCAUUGUUAUUGUAGUUACUGCAUAUCUUGUUUUACAAAUUUUUCUGAA
Molecule: messenger RNA, 2194 nt
Organism: Bolinopsis microptera
Lineage: Eukaryota; Metazoa; Ctenophora; Tentaculata; Lobata; Bolinopsidae
Exons: 9
Coding region: 5-1081 (358 amino acids)
Source: RefSeq, a predicted model, not a curated record